This is a messenger RNA of Abrus precatorius (Indian licorice), 1182 nucleotides long. RefSeq names its product glycosyltransferase BC10-like. The record is from RefSeq and is a predicted model, not a curated record. Bases 1 to 1182 code for a protein of 393 amino acids. Gene Ontology annotation, cellular component: membrane. The transcript is spliced from 2 exons. NCBI's taxonomy places the organism in Eukaryota, Viridiplantae, Streptophyta, Magnoliopsida, Fabales, Fabaceae. Gene Ontology annotation, molecular function: glycosyltransferase activity.
AUGAAGAAUAAUAAGCACCAAGAACGUUCCUGUGCAACAGCCAAACUCUUCAGUGCUCAACCACAUAUGCUUAACUUCUUUCAUGUCCUUGUAUUUACUAUUGGUUUUUUCAUUGGAAUCACCAUCACUUUCUAUUUCAAAGACUUGUCUCUCAACUUUCAAUUCCAGCAAGUUCUCCACCCAUCUUUCUCUCCUUCUGUUCUCAUCUCAACGUCAAAUAAUCAUACGAAAGUCACCAACUUCACCCAAAAUGGGUUAAGGGGUUUCUUAAGACCAACCAAGGCUAUGCACGAUAUGACUGAAGAAGAGUUGCUGUGGAGAGCUUCUAUGGUUCCUAGGAUUCAGAAACUCCCAUUCAAACACACCCCAAAGGUUGCAUUUAUGUUUUUGACAAAAGGACCUGUGUUUUUGGCUCCUCUAUGGGAGAGAUUCUUCAAAGGAAAUGAAGGGUUAUAUUCUAUCUAUAUCCAUUCACACCCUUCUUUCAAUCAAACAGUGCCUACAAAUUCUGUCUUUCAUGGCCGCAGAAUCCCAAGCAAGGAGGUAAGAUGGGGUGACUUCAACAUGAUAGGGGCAGAGAGGCGUCUCCUAGCAAAUGCACUUCUUGACUUUUCAAACCAACGUUUUGUUCUACUCUCAGAAUCAUGCAUUCCCUUGUUCAACUUCUCAACUAUCUAUAAUUACCUUAUGAACUCAACCAAGACCUUUAUAGAAGCCUAUGAUAUGCCAGGCUCAGUGGGUAGAGGGAGGUACAGCCCAAGGAUGAGGCCACAAGUUAAGCUUUCUCAGUGGAGGAAGGGCUCACAAUGGUUUCAAAUAGACCGUGCCCUUGCCAUUGAGAUAGUCUCUGAUCAACAAUACUUCCCAGUGUUUAAGAAGUAUUGCAGGAAUGGAUGUUAUGGUGAUGAACACUACUUGCCCACUUUGGUUAGUAUCAAAUUUUGGCAGAGGAACUCCAAUAGAACUUUGACAUGGGUUGAUUGGUCAAGGGGUGGACCCCAUCCAUCCAGGUUUAUGAGAACGGAUGUGACUGUUGAAUUUUUGAAUAGGCUAAGGUAUGGGAGAAAAUGUCAAUACAAUGGCAAGAGCACCAAUGUUUGUCAUUUGUUUGCAAGAAAGUUCAUGCCCCAGGCUUUAGAUAGAUUGUUGAGGUUUGCUCCACGGAUAAUGCAAUUCAAUUGA